GUGGAGCUGAGGGAGAGGAAGGAUCGGAGUGAGACUUGUAACUGAGGAGAUACUUAGCGCUCAUCUAUACACAGCAACGGGCAGCGGCCAACACAACAUGACCCUGGAGGAACUCACUGGAGAACACAGCAUGGGAAAGUAAGGACGGAUACCUACACACUGCUACCGGGGGGACCAGGCAUUGCCCUCAAACUGCCCCAGGACCAAGCAUUGCCCUCAAACUGCCCCAGGACCAGGCAUUGCCAUCUAACUGCCCCAGGACCAGGCAUUGCCCUCUACCAGGGGGAUCACUAACUGGACCAGGCAUUACCCUCUGACUGCCCCAGGACCAGGCAUUGCCCUCUGACUGCCCCAGGACCAGGCAUUGCCCUCUGACUGCCCCAGGACCAGGCAUUGCCCUCUGACUGCCCCAGGACCAGGCAUUGCCCUCUGACUGCCCCAGGACCAGGCAUUGCCCUCUGACUGCCCCAGGACCAAGCAUUGCCCUCAAACUGCCCCAGGACCAGGCAUUGCCCUCUACCAGGGGGAUCACUAACUGGACCAGGCAUUGCCCUCUGACUGCCCCAGGACCAGGCAUUGCCCUCUGACUGCCCCAGGACCAGGCAUUGCCCCUCUACCAGGGGAUCACUAACUGCCCCAGGACCAGGCAUUGCCCUCUAACUGCCCCAGGACCAGGCAUUGCCCUCUACCAGGGGAUCACUAACUGGACCAGGCAUUGCCCUCUGACUGCCCCAGGACCACGCAUUGCCCUCUGACUGCCCCAGGACCAGGCAUUGCCCUCUGACUGCCCCAGGACCAGGCAUUGCCCUCUGACUGCCCCAGGACCAGGCAUUGCCCUCUACCAGGGGGAUCACUAACUGGACCAGGCAUUGCCCUCUACCAGGGGGAUCACUAACUUCCCCAGGACCAGGUAUUGCCCUCUACCAGGGGGGAAUCACUAACUGCCCCAGGACCAGGCAUUGCCCUCUACCAGGGGGGAUCACUAACUGCCCCAGGACCAGGCAUUGCCCUCUACCAGGGGGGAUCACUAACUGCCCCAGGAUCAGGCAUUGCCCUCUACCAGGGGGAUCACUAACUGGACCAGGCAUUGUCCUUUUUACCAGGGGGAUCACUAACUGGACCAGGCAUUGUCCUUUUUACCAGGGGGAUCACUAACUGCCCCAGGACCAGGCAUUGUCCUUUUUACCAGGGGGAUCACUAACUGCCCCAGGACCAGGCAUUGUCCUUUUUACCAGGGGGAUCACUAACUGCCCCAGGACCAGGCAUUGCCCUCUACCAGGGGGGAUCACUAACUGCCCCAGGACCAGGCAUUGCCCUCUACCAGGGGGGAUCACUAACUGCCCCAGGAUCAGGCAUUGCCCUCUACCAGGGGGAUCACUAACUGGACCAGGCAUUGUCCUUUUUACCAGGGGGAUCACUAACUGGACCAGGCAUUGUCCUUUUUACCAGGGGGAUCACUAACUGCCCCAGGACCAGGCAUUGUCCUUUUUACCAGGGGGAUCACUAAUUGCCCCAGGACCAGGCAUUGUCCUUUUUACCAGGGGGAUCACUAAUUGCCCCAGGACCAGGCAUUGCCCUCUACCAGGUGGAUCACUAACUGCCCCAGGACCAGGCAUUGCCCUCUACCGAGAGUAUCUGGGAUUGCUCCCCCCAGGCUCUUUAUGUAACAGUUAUUUGGUUGCUACCUUAAUUUUGAGGUGCUAAUUAAUGCUUACUGUCUUUGUUAAAAAUGCAUGUAGCUCUAGUUGUUUCUGUUAGUGAGGGGAUUUUAACAAACCUUCUCUUUUUGGCCUGUGCACACAAAGCCCUAUUUAAUCUAUGUCCAUAGUAUUCUUGUAAUGUGCAUUGUUCUCUGCAGUGCUGGGAAGGGUUAAUGAAUGACACAGACGUUUUGUUUUUGGUAUUUUCUAUCUGUAACCCUGUAACAUGGGUGAGUAACAUGUUUGUUGGAAAUAUCUGUGCAGGCUUUAUGUAGUAACACAUGCCUGUUGUUAUUUGCAGAAUGGAUACUGUUGGAAAUGCAUUACAAGAAGUGCUGAACAAGGCCAAGCUCCAGCGAACCAUCACAAUUGGAGUGUAUGAAGCUGCCAAGCUACUGAAUGUGUAAGGACUUUUAAACUAAAAUUUAGACAUUUUAAAGGUAUUGUUGGCAUUCCAACAUUUACAUCUAUUUUGUGCUAGUUUUUAACUGCAAGUAUUUGCUAUAUUAGCUGUCAAAAAUCGCCAACCUGUGUACCAGUUGUAGAAAUACAAUUCCCAUUAUGCUUGGCCAGUAUUAAGCUGGCAAAGAGUCAUGGGAGUUGUAGUUCUGCAACAGCUGGGGAUAAUGCUUUUUGAGCCUCUUAGAUUAGAAGCUUUUAAUACACGUAAAUGUAUAGGUAAACCUUGACAGCGAUGAAACUCCUAUUAGUUGUAAUGUAUUUUAUUUGAACUGAUUGCGUGCUUUAUUGUCUUGUUCAGUAAGUCGCUGCUACAACUUUUUAAUAAGUGCAGAGCGUGACUUGUUUUCUAAACUAAACCACUUAUUUCUCACUUUUUAUUUUGUACAGAGACCCAGACAAUGUGGUGCUUUGUCUGUUGGCUGCGGAUGAAACGGACGAUCAGGAUGUUGCUUUACAAAUCCACUUCACCCUGAUCCAGGCGUUUUGCUGUGAGAAUGACAUCAACAUCCUGAGAGUGAGCAAUGUGAGCCGGCUGGCUGAGAUCCUGGGAACCUCUGACAAGCCUGGGGAACCUGCCGAUCUGCAUUGCAUUCUAAUCAGCGUAGGUGAUACUUUCCUAUAGAAAUGUAACUGGGUGGAAUGGACAUAUUUUUUUUUUUUUUUUUUUGCCUGAUGGAUUUUUAACCCCUUCAUAAUCAGAGUUAAACAUCUUGUAUGUUCUGACAUGUUGCUGCUCCAAAUGGAUUAGACAAAGCGUUUAUUAAACAGAACUUAUUUUCUAUAGGGACUUAUUUACUAAAGUGUGGAUUGUAGUGAUUUUUUUUAAAUCCAAAUGGCAAUUCAUGGAGAACCUGUCUAGAUCAGCUGUUCUGACAUGAAUGAAAAUAUAUAUAUAUAUAUUAUACACAUUCAUUUUAUGAUUGUCUCCUCCAAUCUAAUAAGGACUACAAAAUCAGUCACUUAUGUCACAUGGAUUUUCUUACAUAUCUUGCUGCACCUGUGGAUGUUGUAGGAAUACUGUACACCCACUCUACCGGUUAGGUAAUGCCCCCCCCACCACACCCAUAUGGCAACGUCUCCUGCUAAUAAAUCCCUCUUAAAGCCUCCAGCCAUGGAACAAUUAAUGUUUAGAGGGCAUUGUAAUGUUGCCCUUCCCUGGUUUCUAUUGCCAGUGCUGUGUAGUUCCCAAGCUUCUCUUAGGCUGACUCACUUUCACAUUCCUCCGCUCCUUGCCCCCCCUCACACACCAUGAGUUUCGGUAAUGCAAGAUCAGUGACUUUGCUCUCUAAUGCAUUUUUUUUUUUUUUUUUGUAAAUGGACUUUGACCAACUGCUUCCCUGAAUUGCUGUCUGGGGUUUUCCGGUUUCUGACUUGUUCCAACAUGUCUGUUCCUAACUGUACUGUGCAUAAGUUUCCUCUUUGGGUGCAAUUAAACAGAUUUUACAAGCACCCUCAAUUACUGGGGGUCUAUCUGCUAAACAGCAAGUUGUUUCUGUGUCUGUUUAAAUGUAUACAAUGUCUGUUUCUGGAAUGCAAUUCUAAUGAGACUUUGUUUUCCCUCUUUCAGAGUCUGCACCCAUCUCCGUGCAAGGAUACUGCAAUGCAGGAAGUGAUCUGCUUUUGCAAAGAGAGCCGGUACCUGGAUCAGUGGGUUCCUGUGAUCAAUCUUCCUGAACGAUGAUUUUCCUUACGGAAUCCCAAGGACAUUUCUUUAUAAAUGUUUCAAAACAGAAAAAAAAAAAAUACUUUACGGAGGUUAAAAUAAAAUAUUUGAAGAAAAAAAUGACUCUCCGGGAGAAACUUCUACAGUGGAGGUUUACAGAGUGUUUUAAAACAUGGACUAAUGCGCAAAGGAGUCUGGGAGAAUUCACUAUGUAUUGAGAGCAACUCAGGAGUUACGAUCACUGAUGGCGACUGGAUUACGCCGAACAUAUGCUUGAAAGAAGAGACUGUACAGAGUUUUUGUUGUGGAGCUUAAGGGUCAACAAAAAAAUACAUUAUAAAAUAUGAAAUAACAGGGGGAAAAAGCUGUCUGUUCUGCAGACGUUUAUCUUGGCAAUACUGCCGUUUUUUUAAAGAUGGGUUGAUGCAGUUUUGUCUUUAAGAUGUUAAUUUAUUUCACCAAGUUUUAUUUAUAAUAUUGCUAUUGUAUGCCUUUUUAACGGAUUGGUACAAUUCUACUUUUUUAAUGUAGACUAAUAUGGAUGAAAUUCAAUGUUCUAUUUAAAAUGAACUCUUGAAUAAACUAUUUAAAG
Messenger RNA from Pelobates cultripes (western spadefoot toad), 4417 nucleotides. The record is from the annotation of a GenBank genome assembly. NCBI's taxonomy places the organism in Eukaryota, Metazoa, Chordata, Amphibia, Anura, Pelobatidae.